AUGGUUGCCUCAUGUAAAAGAAUUUUCCGGGAGUGAGCAGAGCAAAAUUACACGUAAAAACAUUUAGAAGGGGAUACAAUUAUAAACACAACAUCCGAAAAAGAAAAAAUAUCUAUCUGUGAUUUGAAAUUAAAAGAAAAUGAGUAAAAAUAUUUAAGAAAAUAAUUGUGUGUGUAUGUAAUUAGAAUAAAUGGCAACUAGAAUAUAAUAAAAUCAAUAAUCCCUUUGGUGUUUCAUACAUACGCAUAUAAAUAGUGAAAUAGUGUCUCUGCAAUUGAUCGCAUAAUUUUGUAGUCAACUUGAAAGCCAAGCAAGCCAAUGUUUUCAACAUUCUUCGGAAUUCUGUAAUCAAAAUCAACCAUAGUGGUCGUUUUCGGUUUGAGCAACGUGCGUGAGUGUUUACAAUAUAUUAUCUGUGGAAAAUAGAAAAUUUAGCAACAACAACAAAUCACCUGCCAUUUUGCCAGCCGCCUCCUGCCAGUCAGUCUGUCUGGAUUUCUUUUUUGAAAAUUCACGCACAAGAAUCAAGAAUGAGUUCGCCAAUUGUGACAAGGCGGGGAGCACAAAAAGCUAAAAUACAAACGCGAGCCAUGGUCAAAUCAUCAGUUGAGAAUCGCAAGCCGAAUGCAGCAUUGAUGGAGGCGAAACGGAAAGCUAAGCUAUUGAAAAUGCAACAACCCACACAAUUGGAUGGAACAGUUAAGGAUAUAUUUCAAAAUGCUGUUAACGCAAAAUAUAUGAAACAACGUCCCACGGGUUUGGUGUAUGACGAAUCAAUGUCCCAACACCGUUGCCUAUGGGACGACAAACAUCCAGAAUGUCCCGAGCGUUUUAUAAGGGUACUGGAUCGUUGCCGAGAAUUGAAUUUGGUAGAACGAUGUCAGCUCAUAUCAUCGAGACGAGCAACAAAAGAUGAAAUCAUGCUUUUGCACAGUGAGGAACAUUACAAACUUUUGGAAAAGACAUCAGGGGUACAUGACGAUGAGAAAAUGGAAGAUUUUAGUUCACAUUAUGACUCAGUUUAUAUACAUCCAACCACAUUUGAUUUGUCACUACUGGCAGCUGGUUCAACCAUAGAUUUAGUAGAAAAUGUUGUAAGCGGUACGAUACAAAAUGGCAUGGCCAUAAUAAGGCCACCGGGACAUCAUGCCAUGAAAGCCGAAUUUAAUGGAUAUUGCUUUUUCAAUAAUGUGGCCAUUGCUACACAAUAUGCCUUGGAUAUACUUAAAGUAAAUAAGAUUUUGAUUAUUGAUUGGGACGUGCACCACGGCCAGGGAACACAGCGUUUUUUCUAUCACGAUCCACGAGUCUUAUAUUUUUCGAUUCAUCGAUUUGAACACGGCACCUUUUGGCCGAAUCUCAAGGAGUCCGAUUUCGAUGCCAUCGGUUAUGGUCCUGGUUUAGGUUAUAAUUUCAAUCUACCACUGAAUAAAACCGGCAUGACAAACGGCGAUUACCUAGCCAUAUUUCAACAGAUUUUAAUACCUGUGGCCUGUGAAUUUCAACCGGAAUUAAUAAUCGUUUCUGCCGGCUAUGAUGCAGCCCUGGGUUGCCCCGAGGGCGAAAUGGAAGUUACACCUGCCUUUUACAGUCAUCUAAUAAAUCCUCUUUUAAAGUUGGCUAAUUCCCGCCUGGCCGUAGUUUUAGAGGGAGGUUACUGUUUGGAAUCUUUAGCCGAAGGUGCUGCCUUAACACUGAGAGCUCUUUUGGGGGAACCUUGUCCGGCCUUGGUAGAGAAACUGGAGCCACCGUGUCCCUCCAUACAAGAGUCCAUUUUUAAUUGCAUUUAUGCCCAUCGAUCGUACUGGAAGUGCUUGCAAGCACAAGGUACCUAUACCAUGGAAGACAUCAACAAUGUUAAUCCACAAAAUAAUUUACACAAAGUAAGCCGGUUGUUUGUCGGAGGUCCGCCUCUGCCAGAACGUUUUCCGACAAGAGAUACGGCUCCCAAAAUUCCACUGGAUGUGAUUGAGCGCAAUGCACAACGUUUAAAAAGACUUAAAGCAGAAACCAAAUUGUUUUCGCCUAAGGUUCGGGUCUGCUAUGUCUAUGAUGAACUUAUGUUACAACAUGCCAACACUUACGAAGAGGGACAUCCCGAGCAACCUGCACGCAUACAAAGAAUCUACGAAAUGCAUCAAGAUUACAAAUUAUUAGAACGCAUGCAGAAGCUGCCAUCUCGCUCAGCAACAACAGAUGAAGUUUGUUUGGCCCAUACGAGGUCGCAUUUGAACUCGAUUCGACGUAUUGGGGAAAAGGAUGAGCUCCAGAAUAUGGGUGCCAAGUUUAAUUCAGUUUACUUCCAUCCUAAAACAUUCGAGUGCGCCACACUGGCAGCGGGCUCAGUAUUGCAAGUUGUGGACAAGGUGGUCAAGGGAGAGGCACGUAGUGGUGUUUGCAUUGUAAGACCCCCGGGCCAUCAUGCCGAAUCUGAUGUACCACAUGGUUUUUGUAUUUUCAAUAACGUGGCUAUUGCUGCCCAAUACGCAAUUCGUGAUCAUGGCCUGAAAAGAGUUCUUAUUGUUGACUGGGAUGUUCAUCAUGGCAAUGGUACACAGCAUAUAUUCGAGUCGAAUCCGAAUGUUUUAUACAUAAGUAUACAUCGUUACGACAAUGCCUCCUUCUUCCCCAAGAGUAAAGAUGGCAACUUUGAUUGUGUUGGCAAGGGCGCUGGCAUUGGAUUCAAUGUAAACAUUCCAUGGAAUAAGAAAGGCAUGGGCGAUUUGGAAUACAUAAUGGCCUUCCAGCACAUAAUCAUGCCAAUUGCAUAUGAAUUUGAUCCGCAAUUAGUUUUGGUGUCGGCCGGUUUCGAUGCUGCCAUUGGAGAUCCUCUUGGCGGUUGCAAGGUAACGCCGGAAGCUUAUGGGCUUUUUACACACUGGUUAUCGGCACUGGCUAAUGGCCGGAUAAUAGUCUGCCUGGAAGGCGGUUAUAAUGUCAAUUCAAUAUCAUAUGCCAUGACUAUGUGCACAAAGUCAUUGUUGGGAGAUCCUAUACCUCCGGUGCAGUUAAAUGGCAGUUAUAUACGUCCACCUACGGCGGCCUAUUUAAGUUGCAUCGAAACGUUACAGAACUGCAUAAGUGUUCAGGAGCGCUAUUGGAAAAGUCUAGCCUUUGGAAAACGGCUACCCCAGGUGUCGGGCGAAAACAACAACGAGGAUUUUCUUUCUGCUACUUUACAAAAUUUAGAUAUUACAAGGGAUGAUGUUCAGGGUGCUGCUGGUGGUUCUGGCGACGCCCAACAGGAUAUAUCUUUAGAGGCAAGUGGCAGUAAACCGAAGGUAAAAGUUAAAACCCUAACAGAAUUUCUCACAGAGCACAUGCAGGCAUUUGAAAAUAAUGAAAUGUUUGCUGUUGUGCCCUUAAAGCAUUGUCCUCAUUUGUCACAGCUGCAUCCUGAGGAUGCGCCAAAAUCAAUAAAUACAAACCAACCAUGUAAUGAAUGUUCCUCGGUGGCAGAAAACUGGAUGUGUCUCAGUUGCCACGAAGUGUUGUGCGGUCGUUAUGUAAUGGAACAUAUGAUGUUCCACAAUAUAGAAACAUCCCAUCCGAUGGCUUUGAGCUUUAGUGAUUUAUCCGUGUGGUGUUAUCCUUGUGAAUCGUACAUUGACAAUAGACAACUACAUGUAUACAAAAAUCUAGCACAUUUAAAUAAAUUUGGCGAGGAAAUGCAAUGGGCGUAUGAGGAAGAUGAACAACCGGACAAGAGCAAACGCAAAGAUGACGACAGUGAUGAUGAUGAUGACGACGACGACAGCAGCAGUUGCAGUCGACCAUUUGGCUCUCAGCAAAACUAUUACAUACAACUGAAUGUAGAUUCGAAUAACUGACAUUUACUCACUGCACUGGUGGAGACAGUGCAGCAUCAUUUGUGUUCGCUGUUUCCUUCGUUGCGUCCAGUCUUUCAAUUUCUUUUGCACUACAUUUGCCCCUUGGUACAACGUCUGUGUACACAUAUUUUGCAUUAUUUUAUGGCGAAUUGAUUAGUUGUAGCUUUGAUUAAAUUGCUGACCAUGCCAAUACUUUUUUAUGCAUGUCCUUGUUAAGAAAACUAAUUGUGUCUUCAACAAUGAAGGCCCCUUUCACCUCCACACUGAAACUCGAAGAAUUGUUACAUUCUUUACAAUUUUACAAAUUCUGUUUCUGUUAUACUUAAUAUUUGCUAUCCUAAAACUCUAUAUACAAAUGUUUUUAUUGCAAACUUUACCCAAUUUUAUUAGUAUUAUUGGAUUUAUGUUGAUUUAAAUUUUCAUUAUACGACCAAUUAUUUGUUAUUAAAACAAAACCACAAAAUAAUGUUGACUUUUUAUCUCUAACGUUUACAAGUACGAAGAAAAUUAAACUAGACAUAGAUAUACACUAACUAAUUUAAUACAACAAAUAUCAUAAAUGUAGUUUAGAUCGAUUGUAAAAUAAUUACAAAUUAGCCCUAACAAAUACAUAUUCAAUUGCAUCCACAUCAAUAUGACCAUUAUAAUCAUACUUGACUAUAAUCAUUGUAACAAAUUAGGAAUGAUGUUGUACAUUUUAAGUUUCAUUACAAAAAGAAAGAAAAACACAAAACACAUUAAUAGUUUUAGUUUUGUUAUAGAAAAACAACAAAAAUAAACAAAUCGGAAGUAACAUUUAACGGACAAAUUAAAUUAAUUAUUGUGUACUCUAAAAUAA
Messenger RNA from Musca domestica (house fly), 4668 nucleotides. Its product is annotated as histone deacetylase 6. NCBI's taxonomy places the organism in Eukaryota, Metazoa, Arthropoda, Insecta, Diptera, Muscidae. The record is from RefSeq and is a predicted model, not a curated record. Gene Ontology annotation, molecular function: histone deacetylase activity; zinc ion binding. Gene Ontology annotation, cellular component: histone deacetylase complex. Bases 531 to 3830 code for a protein of 1099 amino acids. The transcript has 11 exons. Gene Ontology annotation, biological process: chromatin organization.